AUGUAUGGAUUUUGUAGUCGAUGUAACAGAGUGGUGCAUGGCGACUCUGCCUGUUAUAAAAUAUGUAAUAAACAGUUAAAUACCCUCCGCAAUGCUGCAGGUGUCAAGCGGAGUUCUGAGAAAUUUAAGAAAAAAUCGUCAAAUUCCAUCUCUGACGAGGAAGUCGAGUCCUAUUCAGAGCACACCAUUGACGAAAAGACAAGAGCACUGGUUGAGGAUAUAAGCAGUGAACUCGAAAAAACGUACGGCCACGAGUUAAGCAACGUUGAAAUUUUAUUACAAUUACAGAGAAAUAUCAACGAACAAAAAGCCAAAAUCAUUGAUAUCGAAAGUAAAAAUCAAGAUUUAAUAAACAGAAACAAAAAUCUAGAAUUAAGAAUAGCUGUUUUAGAACGGAGUGAAAAUGCAGUUAAGCAAAAAGCGUUAUGUUUAGAGAUCGCCGGCUUGCCGGACGCUACCGAUGAUGAAAUUUGCGAAGCUCUCAUCACAAUAGCCUCUAAACUCGACCUAGACCAAGCUGAGAUUAUCUCGUCUCGAAAAGUAAAGUUUGGGAACAAUAAGCCGGUGCAAUAUUUAAUUGAAAUGCAGUCGGAAAACGCGAAAAACAAGUGGAUAAUAGCUAGCAAAAAGACGCGCCUUACUUUAGAUGCGGUAUUCCCUGAGUUAUCUAAAGAAGUUGCUGGCAAACCAGUCUACAUCAGAGAACCUUUAACUAAACCACUUAAAAAAUUGCUGUACAAUGCAAAGUUACAUCUAGGAGACAAUUUUAGGUUUAUAUGGCAUAAGGACGGACGUGUAUUAGCUAGAAAAACUGAAAAUAGCAAGGUGUAUAACAUUAAAUCUUUGGUUGAUAUUACCCGUAUUGUCAAAAAGUAUAAACAUUAAUUCUGUGUAUAUGUGUUCUGUGUAUAUCUACAUAAGUGUAUAUUUACACUUUUAUAAGUGACAUAGCAUCUUGCUAAUUUAAUUUUGGGAUUAUACUGCGACGAACUAUAUACUAUUUCGGCCAAUCGCAGCGCGCUAUAUCCGUCCGCUAUUGGUUGCUACUAUCAUCGUAUUAGUAUUCGUCUAGUGGCACUUUUCUAUCAUGUUGAUUUGAUUUAAAAUCUAAAAUACGAGCUAUAGCUUGUUUUUUUUUUGAUAUUCUCUCGCGAUUUGAUUGGAUUUUCGACUUCGUCAACAUUGCCGCGGUAAUUUUUAACUGUGUCUAUGUACUCCUACUUUUUCCUAAAUUAGCGUUUCUCUUUUAUUAGGAAUAGAUUUGAAAGAAUUUUAGGUUAUUGGUGUUACACAAUAUAUGUUGCUAAUAUCUAGAGUAGAUCAAUUUAAGGCCAAUUGGAAAAGGAAGUAUCUAGACAAUUUUUUGAAAAUGUUAUAAGUAUUAUAACUUUAUGAAAUUUUUGUUUUUUUAGAUGACGUUAAUAUCAGCCCUGUGACCAACCUUCAGUGGUUUAGAACAGUGUAUUUUUGUAAAAUGUUUUUUUUUAUACGUCUAUGUUUUUAUACCGUGGUAAUAAAUUAUGUUAUCAAAUAGAUUUUAAAUUAUUAGUACUAGCUUCAUAAAAAAAAAACUAUUAAACAUUGAAUCUGUUUACGGGAAAGGAAGUAGCAUGUAAAACAACACUAAUUUAGGGAAUGAUUUUGCUAUUUUUAACACUACUCAUACUACGAGUACACACUUAGUCGUGUUAAAAAGACAUCGUCGUGUUUACGUAUCGCUCAUACAAUGAAGAGAAACGCGUGCUAGAAAUGCACAAGAAUAAUUCUAUCUUAAUUAACGCUAUUGCUGGAUGUUGUCUUUAUUUUUCUUUGUCUUUGGUCAAAGUAUUGACCAAUGACAACAGCCUGUCUUAAAUCUAUGUGCUAUCAUUUGGUGUAUCUUAUCUUUGAAAACUUAAAUUCAAUACAAGUUCUUUCACAUUUUUUUCUUUUCGAUUGAGAUGAAUACAAAUAACAUGUAAUUCAGGGCUAUAUAGGACUCAUUCAGAUCUGCUAACCACGCCACUAAUUAUUUAUCAUGCAACAACUAUAGUUUCCAGCUCAAUUUCAAACCAUGAAGAUGUAAAAUUCGGUCGAUUUUACUCAGCAACGUGAUUGUGAUUGG
This is a messenger RNA of Plodia interpunctella (Indianmeal moth), 2104 nucleotides long. RefSeq lists its product as uncharacterized. The transcript has 2 exons. The record is from RefSeq and is a predicted model, not a curated record. The coding region runs from base 1 to 885 and encodes 294 amino acids. NCBI's taxonomy places the organism in Eukaryota, Metazoa, Arthropoda, Insecta, Lepidoptera, Pyralidae.